Messenger RNA from Mesorhabditis spiculigera, 1377 nucleotides. Lineage: Eukaryota; Metazoa; Nematoda; Chromadorea; Rhabditida; Rhabditidae. The record is from the annotation of a GenBank genome assembly.
AUGUUCUCCUUCCUCAGUGGGGUCACGAAGAAAGUUAACGAUGCCGCCCUGGAUACCAUGAAAGUAGUGAAACAACAAUUGGAGACGAUGCAGGUGCAAGAUCGAAAUCCACUCCGUGAACUGACCACUUCCGUAGUGGAACGUAUGCCCAGUCGCGAAGAAAUCUCAUCAAUCCGAGGCAGCAACGUCGCAGCCGUCGCCAGCUCGACAGUUACCAAUCUUGGCGCUCGUCUCCACAGCUUCUACGAUGAUUUCCAGAAGAAUCUCGAAAAACAUCAGAACCAGUCAGCAAGCAGCGGGAAUUCGGUUGAUUCCGGAAUUGGAAGCUUUGAGGCCAAUUCUAAUACGCUAGAUACCCCCUCGACAUCAACCGGAAGGAGCCGAUUUUCGCCAAAGCGGCAAUUUCCGGCCGAAUCCUCGCCCGUCAGGCCAUCGUCCCCAAUCCAAAUGGAAGACAGUUUCGAUUUGAUUAUCUCCGAGCGACAAGAUGUAUUGGAUAGCUCAUCGACCAUUGGGCGGAAGAGAAGUCGUGAUCAGUUAGAUGGGAGUAUUGAGAUCCUGGAGGAGGAUGUGGAGCAAGCAGAGGCUUUUGCUAAUACUUCGAAAGCCGCAGCAAAACAGAAGACUCCGACCGUAAAUUCUGACGUACAGAGGAAUUUCUCGGAAGGCCUCGCAGAAGCCGAUUUGAGCGAAAUCCCUGGCGCCGAGGGGAGCAAAGUAAUGGAUGACGACCUGACUGGAUUUCAGUCUUUCCUCGCCGACCAUAUUGAAUGUGACGACAACGACUAUUGUCAGAUUUGCAAGAGAACGUGCAGUAUUCCCGAUUUGAAGGCGGCAAUCGCCCACCUAUCAAUGCAUUUCGAAACAAAUAAGGUCAUCGAGUGCCCAGCAUGCCCAUAUGUGAAUUCAUCGCGAAGAAUGGUGACGACCCACAUUCAUCGAGUGCAUCCCCUCAUUGACGCGAGAAAGGCGAGAAAAUAUAUCGUAGAAGGGCUGUGCAACCACGAAUCUAUCGCCCGGGCCGUCUUCCCCAACAAUACCGAGCUACCGACAAAACUGAUCGCCCACUACCGCACCGAGAAAUUCAAAGCUUGCAACAUGAUGAUGGAUAGGCCGUACCCAAGGACCCUACUAACACACAUGAAGAAUUAUCACGAUCUCGACGCGCCAUUCCUGUGCAAAUGCGGGUUCAAAGCCAUCACCCACGACCAGAUUCAAGACCAUCUAAAGCAGCCCCAUGACGACCCGGCCAGCCUCGGAGAUUUCAUCGACAAAAGAUCUGAUGAGCUAUUCGCGCAAUGGCAAAAGGAAACAAAGCGCUGUUUCCCGAAUACGCCCUACGAUCUGGUGAAAUUCAUGAAUGACAGUGCGAAGGAC